Messenger RNA from Phlebotomus papatasi, 900 nucleotides. Its product is annotated as 28 kDa heat- and acid-stable phosphoprotein. The record is from RefSeq and is a predicted model, not a curated record. The transcript is spliced from 3 exons. Lineage: Eukaryota; Metazoa; Arthropoda; Insecta; Diptera; Psychodidae. Gene Ontology annotation, cellular component: cytosol. Bases 183 to 716 code for a protein of 177 amino acids. Gene Ontology annotation, molecular function: RNA binding.
GACAUCUGGCAACCCGGUGUGGAAAUUGUUUUCCGACAGCUGUGACUGUGGAUCGUGUUGUGAAAAAUUUGAUUUUUUGCGUUUUUUAGGGAAAAUUUAUAGGAUUUUGGGGCAUUUUCCUCGUCAAUCAACUCCUGAUUAUCUCUCGCACCUGUGAUUGUUCAAAUACUUCACAUUAAAUCAUGCCACGAGGAAAAUUUGUGAAUCACAAAGGGCGCAGUCGCCACUUUACCAAUCCGGAAGAACUGGAGGAAGAGCGCCUGAAGGAGCAGAAGAAGAAGUCCCUGAAACAGACGGAGAGUGAUAGCGAAAGUGCUGAAGAGGAAGAAGAGGACGAGGAUUCCGAAGGAGGCGAUGGAGAGGAAGACGAAGAGGAAGACUCUGAGUCAGAUGGGAAGCCCAAAGGUGUCUCAGGGCUAAUUGAAAUUGAGAAUCCCAAUCGAGUGACCAAGAAACUGAGCCAGAAAGUUGGUAGGAUAAAUCUGGAGGAAGGAACGUCCAAGCCAGAACUCACGAGGCGCGAGCAGGAGCAGAUUCAGAAGCAGAAAGCUCGUAGGCAGUACAUGAAGCUCCAUGCUGAGGGCAAGACGAAGCAGGCACGUGAAGAUCUGGCACGAUUGGCUAUCAUAAAGCAGCACAGGGCAGAGGCAGCUGCACGAAGGGAGCAGGAAAAGAAGGAGAAAGAGGAGGCACGGAAGAAGGCAUCGAAUGCAUGAUAGUGCAAGGACGAUCAGCCAGAAGCAUCCGCCCCCAGAAUUCCCCUCUCAAUCCUCGACAACCUGGACAAAAUCUGGAUAUUCACCGAAUUUUCCUCCCUAAAGGCACAUCUAUACUGAAAUUUGUUUUUACAUUUAAGAAAAUGUGUUUCUAGUGGAAUAAAUAAUAUUCAUCGCCAAAAAA